Molecule: messenger RNA, 1215 nt
Organism: Closterium sp. Yama58-4
Lineage: Eukaryota; Viridiplantae; Streptophyta; Zygnematophyceae; Desmidiales; Closteriaceae
Source: the annotation of a GenBank genome assembly
AUGACAGUGGGCGAGCUCUCACUCCUCUUCUUCUCCAAGUUCCUCCCACCUGACCCCCACCUACUUAAACCCUUCAAUGCUAAACCCUCUCUUUCCCCUGUUCAGGCCAUCCCUCUGCGCCACGGCAUGACAGUGGGAGAGCUCGCCCUCCUCUUCUCCUCCGAGUUCCUCCCAGCUGAUCCCCAACCAACUCGCCCAGCUUGCCAAGUCUCACCUCUCUGCCUCUCCCUCCCCCAUCUGUUCCUCUCUCAGGCCAUCCCUCUCCACCACGGCAUGACGGUCGGGGAGCUCGCCCUCCUCUUCUCCUCCGAGUUCCUCCCACCUGACCCCCACCUCGCCAAGCUCAGUGGCGGCGACAGUCUUGAAGUGGUGCACAUGGAAGGCUGGACUCGCUCCUCCUCCCCCUUCUUCCCUUUCUUUCCCUACCCACAACCUCUCCUCUCUCCCUCAUCACUCCCCUCUCAUUCCCCUGCACCUGUCUCAGCCCCUCCUCCUUCCCCCUCCCCUUCACAUUCUACCGAACCAGUACCAGCUCCCAGCCAGCAGCAUAAUGUCUCUCUAGAAGCACCACCAUCGGCAUCUAUAAGCCCACCCGCUACAGUGGCAGCAUUAUUGUCAUCUGCUACAGUGGCAGGUGCUACAGCUGCAAGUGCCACAGUGCCCACAGCGCUACAGCCGCUGCUGUGGGUCCCACCGUCGCCCAACAUGCCCACGCCCACCACUGCGCUCGUAUAUGCCGGGACUUGCCUCAUCGAGGGAACCAACUUGAGUGAAGGCCGCGGAACAACCCUACCCUUCCAGCUGAUCGGAGCGCCGUUUAUGGACCAUCGAUUCGCCCAGGCAGUGCGAGAUCAACGGUGCCCGGGGUGUGCAAUCAGGGAGGCCUAUUUUUCUCCUGUUGCUGGCAAAUACUCUGGGAAGCAAGUGUGUGGGAUCGAGAUUCACGUCACAGACCCUGCUUCCUUCGAACCUCUCCACCUCGCUCUCAUCCUUCUCAUCACAGCUCGCUCCAUCUACCCCUCCCACUUCCACUGGCGCAACGACAGCCCCACCAACUCUCCCAACGGGCCCUUCUGGAUCGACAAGCUUGCUGGUAGCGACAGUCUGAGAAACGGUAUAGAUUCUGGUAGGAGUGUAGACGAGAUUAAAGCCGGGUGGCAACCGCAGCUCAUGUGGUUUUCAACCAUUCGUGCACAGUACUUGCUGUACUCUUAA